AUGUAUAACAGUCGUAGAAGUCACAAAGAAAGAAAUCGUUCAUUAAGAAGAUUAGAUGUUUCAUCAAAAUUAACAAUACAACAGCAACAAGCAUUAUUAACAUCUUGGAAAUCAUUACGACCAAUCAUUCAAACGGUUGUACGAAAAAUUCUGAAUAAUUUGGAAGAUGAAAUGCCUAAAGUUAAAAAGAUUUUUUGUCAAACAGCAGUAUUGGAUGCUUUUAAUCGUGAAAGUGUAUCGGAAAAUUCAAUUUCGGGUACUUUAGAUGAACAUAUAAAAUUGAUAAUAGGAUUUUUCGAUGAAUUAGUAAUUAAUGUGCAUGAUGAAGAGAAUAUGUCAAAUAAAAUUCAAAAAAUUGGUCAAUCUCAUGCUAUCCUAUGCUCAUUCAAUGCUGAUAUUUGGGAAAAACUUGGCGAAAUUACGAUGCAAUGUUUUAGUACGCAAGAUAUUGUACAGAAGACAAGAGAAGCCGGAAAAGCUUGGCGUAUAUUAAUCGCCUGGGUUACCGAUGAAUUGCGAUGUGGCUUUGAUGGUCGAGCACGAAUUAAUAGAAGGCAUUCAUCUUUGACAACUGUCGAACAAUCCAAGGAACGAUCAGCACAACAUCAGUAUAGCCCGGAUAUCGGUACAGUUCAACAACAAUUGCAGCAACUUCGAUUUAAAUACGAAAAUGCUGUACCAUAA
This is a messenger RNA of Cercopithifilaria johnstoni, 684 nucleotides long. The record is from the annotation of a GenBank genome assembly. Lineage: Eukaryota; Metazoa; Nematoda; Chromadorea; Rhabditida; Onchocercidae.